Lasiosphaeria miniovina is the source of this 742-nucleotide messenger RNA. RefSeq lists its product as uncharacterized. The coding region runs from base 133 to 543 and encodes 136 amino acids. NCBI's taxonomy places the organism in Eukaryota, Fungi, Ascomycota, Sordariomycetes, Sordariales, Lasiosphaeriaceae. The record is from RefSeq and is a predicted model, not a curated record. The transcript has a single exon.
CGUUAUCUGCCGAAUUCUCAAUGCUUCCGGGGUCAGGGUGCGGUGGUAGGCGAUGCGUGCAAUCGAUGCUCUGCAAUCGGGACAGCGAUUUACGACCGUGAUGCCUAGCACGAUGCCAAAGGAGCGGCUGAGAUGCGAUAUCUCGAAAAAAGAGUGGAUGGAAGCGCGAAACUGCGACGGCGUUCGAAGAAGCAAGAAGGAAAGGAGAGACAGAUAAAUGGUGUGUCGAAAAGAGAGACGACCCAAGAUUGGAGAGCAGGGGGGCCAGGAAAUGAGCCUGGAAGCGUGCUAAUAAAUCCCGGCUCAAUUUGUGCUCUCGCCUUGGCCCCCGGGCACGCAGGUCCCAAUCGCCUCUCAUUGGCCUUUGGGAUCAAGGUUGGCCCCGCCGCCACGAUUGGCACUAAGCCGGUCUCUUGCCGGUUGGCACCCACGGCACCCACGCCAUCUGCGGGAAGCGUCAAUCAAUCAGCGCCCAUUUCGGCCAACAGCUUGUUUUGUCCCGGCUCACGCGCACAGCCAACGUGUUGCUUGCUGGAUCCAUAGUGCCACGCAAGCCGGGACUAAUGCGGACUUGGCCAGCUUUUCAGGCACAUCUGCCAGGCACGACCCGGUCGUGGACGUCAACAAGUGCUGCUGAUCUCGGAAGUUUCCACCGCAUUCCUUGCAGGCCAUGGCCCAGAUGCGCUUGCGCGAGUUUCCUGGCCGCGUUGCUCCCGUAGCGCAUUUGGCGGACCGAGGCGUA